Messenger RNA from Dovyalis caffra, 1296 nucleotides. NCBI's taxonomy places the organism in Eukaryota, Viridiplantae, Streptophyta, Magnoliopsida, Malpighiales, Salicaceae. The record is from the annotation of a GenBank genome assembly.
AUGGAUUUGAAGCUGGAUUUUGUCCCUCCAUCUCUCAUAAACUUUAUCUCAAGGCAGCUCAUCGGCAAUGGUUUCAGACUUUAUCAAAAGGCAGUGGCUUCUGUGUCUAACUAUGAUGAAGAUUACAGUAAGGCUUUGGAAGAUCCAAUGUAUGCUCGAAUACGUGAGGCUCUUUAUUCUACUGAAAACGCAUAUGAGGCUGUGGAAGGAGAAGAGCCUAACUCUGAUGCUUGCCUUCUACUACAACAAAAGCAUUCUACUGAAGAUAUGCAAGAAAACUUGGGAGAUGUUGAACUGAAAAUUCAUGGAGAUGAUGAUGCAAGCGAAGCUUUUCCAGAGAAUGCACAAGUUGUGGUAAACAAAUCCUUUGUUGAGAUCGAGGAAGAAAAUAAUCAAGAAAGCAGACACUUUAAAGAUGAAAAGUUGGGAGAUAUGGAACUGAAUAUUCAUGUUGAUGAUGAUGCUAGUGAAGCUUUUCCAGAUAAUGCACCAGUUAUGAACAGCAAAUCCUUUAGCGAGAUCAAGGAAGAAAAUAAUCCAGAAAGCAGACUCUUGAAGGAUGGAAUGGAACAGAGAGUUAAUUGCAAUGAUCAUGGAAGUGAAAGUUUGCAAAACAUUGCACUGGCUACUUCUGUUGAGAUUGAGGAAGAAGAAAGUGAAGAUAGCAGACAAUUAAUGGGGGAUUGCAGAGUUAUACAUCAACCUUCAAGCAAUAAAAUUGCUCUAAAGAGUCCUGAAAACUGUACAAGGAAUAUACGUAUCAGUUCUGAUGUAGGGAGAGCUUUAGAAACUCUAGAGAAGGCCAUUUCUGUGGUCCGGGAACAUGGUAAUUCUUUAACUGUGUCUUCCUCUAGCAAAACAAAUGAAGAAACUCCAAACCUUGAAAAGGAUACAGAAAAUGAUCCCACUCAUUUAGAAGACAAUGGAGUCUGUUCAAAUGCUGAGGUCUCUGCUGAAGUGUCUGAUAAAGGAAAACUUGUAGGGAGGAGUUCCCAUGAAUCCAGGAAUAGCUUCAGCAACUGUGAAAUCAGGCGUGCAGGCUCAAGGGAAACAAGCCAUAACAAGAUAACACCGGCAUCACCAGAUCAAUACAUUUCAAUUCCUAGUGAGACUAACCAAGUUGCUUUAUAUUCUUCUGAAAAUAAGAAAGAUGGAACAGCAGAGGUACCAACUCUGGACCUAAGCAUGCAACGCAACAAGCAAUUGAUCCUUGAGGUAAAUGGCAUCCAUGAAAAUGUUUUUGAUGAAGAGAAGAAUACAGGGCAGAAAUAUUACAGGGGUAAAAUGCACCUAUAG